This is a messenger RNA of Leptosomus discolor (cuckoo roller), 1014 nucleotides long. The record is from RefSeq and is a predicted model, not a curated record. NCBI's taxonomy places the organism in Eukaryota, Metazoa, Chordata, Aves, Leptosomiformes, Leptosomidae.
GCCAGCCCUGCUCCCAUUAUCGUGAACACAGACUCGCUGGAACAAGGGCUCUCUGUGAAUGGCAGCGAUGGGAUGUUCAAAUAUGAGGAGAUUGUCUUGGAAAGGGGUAACUCUGGCCUCGGCUUCAGCAUAGCAGGAGGAAUUGACAACCCCCAUGUUCCAGAUGACCCAGGUAUCUUCAUCACCAAAAUCAUCCCCGGGGGAGCAGCAGCCAUGGACGGCCGUCUGGGGGUGAACGACUGCGUGCUGCGGGUGAACGACGUGGACGUCUCUGAGGUAGUGCACAGCAAAGCCGUGGAGGCCCUGAAGGAAGCGGGCCCCGUGGUGCGGCUCGUGGUGCGCCGCCGGCAGCCCCCGCCAGAGACCAUCAUGGAGGUCAACCUGAUGAAGGGCCCCAAAGGCCUGGGGUUCAGCAUCGCAGGGGGCAUCGGGAACCAGCAUAUCCCUGGGGACAACAGCAUCUACAUCACCAAGAUCAUCGAGGGAGGUGCUGCCCAGAAGGACGGGCGCCUGCAGAUCGGUGACCGGCUGCUUGCGGUGAAUAACACAAACCUGCAGGACGUGAGGCAUGAGGAGGCAGUGGCUGCCCUGAAGAACACCUCUGACAUGGUGUACCUGAAAGUGGCCAAGCCCGGCAACAUCCACCUCAACGACAUGUACGCGCCCCCCGACUACGCCAGCACCUUCUCAGCUUUGGCUGACAACCACAUAAGCCAUAACUCCAGUCUGGGCUACCUCGGCAGCGUUGAGAACAAGCCUGCCUACCCAGUCCCUCCCCAGGUGACUCCGUCCCGGUACUCACCCAUCCCUCGGCACAUGAUAGGGGAUGAGGACUUCACCAGGGAGCCCCGGAAAAUCAUCCUGCACAAAGGCUCCACCGGUCUGGGCUUCAACAUCGUCGGAGGGGAAGAUGGUGAGGGGAUCUUUGUGUCCUUCAUCCUGGCCGGAGGCCCUGCCGAUCUCAGCGGGGAGCUGCGGAGGGGAGACCGCAUCCUUUCGGUGAACGGCGUGAAC